Molecule: messenger RNA, 465 nt
Organism: Apaloderma vittatum (bar-tailed trogon)
Lineage: Eukaryota; Metazoa; Chordata; Aves; Trogoniformes; Trogonidae
Product: cleavage stimulation factor subunit 2-like
Exons: 3
Coding region: 1-465 (154 amino acids)
Biological process (GO): mRNA 3'-end processing
Cellular component (GO): mRNA cleavage and polyadenylation specificity factor complex
Molecular function (GO): mRNA binding
Source: RefSeq, a predicted model, not a curated record
AUGGAGGCGCGAGCUCUGGAGGCUCGAGGCCUGGAGCCGCGGGGCCUGGAGCCACGUCGAGUGCUGGAAGCCAGGGCCAUGGAGGCCAGGGUCAUGGAGCCCCGGGGCCUGGAGCCUCGAGGGCCUGGUCCCAACCCGCGUGGCCCUAUGCCUGGUGGGAUACAGGGCCCUGGGCCACUUAACAUGGGAGCUAGUGGCCCACAGGGACCCCGCCAGGUUCCUAACAUGGCAGGGGCAGGCAUGCAGGGAGGAGGCCUUCCUGGGACAGGCGUCCAAGGAGCUGGUCAGCCCGGAGGCUUUAGCCCUGGACAGAGCCAGGUCACUCCCCAGGAUCACGAGAAGGCAGCCCUGAUCAUGCAGGUUCUGCAGCUGACGGCGGACCAGAUCGCCAUGCUGCCCCCAGAGCAGCGACAGAGCAUCCUUAUUCUGAAGGAGCAAAUUCAGAAGUCCACGGGGGCACCCUGA